Messenger RNA from Drosophila sulfurigaster albostrigata, 3874 nucleotides. RefSeq lists its product as uncharacterized. NCBI's taxonomy places the organism in Eukaryota, Metazoa, Arthropoda, Insecta, Diptera, Drosophilidae. Gene Ontology annotation, biological process: regulation of transcription by RNA polymerase II. The record is from RefSeq and is a predicted model, not a curated record. Gene Ontology annotation, molecular function: RNA polymerase II transcription regulatory region sequence-specific DNA binding; protein dimerization activity; DNA-binding transcription factor activity, RNA polymerase II-specific.
UGUCGCUUCGGUGAUCCGCACAGAAAGGUGCACGCGCGCAUUCUACACGGUUGGCUACACAGAGCGUAUUGUUGAGCGAGCUGAACGGAUUUUCAAUAAGCCAGUAAGGCACAAAAAAUAAACGACGACUCAAAGCCGUCGGAACUACAAAAACUGUUAUCGUCAUCGUCAUCGGUAUCGGGAAAACGGAAACGGAAUUAGACUCAAAGUCGUUACGAUCGAUUCGUGUUGUUCUUUAAUUUAAUUGCAAAACAUAAGUGCUAAAGUUGAUCGAGCAAGGGGCAAUCAUAUUAUGUGAGACACAUACUUAUAUGCGUCAUUAGAUUUGCAAAUGAUUCUGCAAGGCUCGUCACUGAGAAGCCCCCCAUAAAUCUUGUCGGGCUACAGAUAUAAUCAAAGUGCUUGUGCGAUCCCAUGAAUAUGCAAUGUUCGAAAUGAUUUAAAAUAAAUAUAUUUAUUGUGCAUAACAAAUACGAUUCGAGAGAGUUGGUGGAGAUUCAAAGUAAUUGAAAUAUUAAUUGUUGAAUACGACGAGUUCGAUAACAAAAAAAGAUACAAGUGUCAAACAUUGUGCAAAAAAAUAAAUACAACACAAUAUCAUAAUAACAAAUUACAAAAUUAUUAUUUAUGCAAAUACAUUUCCAAAUACUCUACACUUGCCUGUACCUGCUGUAGCCAAUGGAUAUCGCAAAUUAAAUCUUUUGAAUAAAGUACCAUCUGCACAAAUAUUUGCAAACGUGCCAGCCACGAAAUGUAUGCCGAUAAACGUGGCCUAGAGAAGCCCGGCUCAACUCAGCUGUCGGCGGCAACGGCGGCCGCAGCAGCCGCGGCGGCAGCGGCAGCGGUGGCAGUCACGCAUUUGGCCACGCCCACGCAUGUGCAUGCCCUACAGCAGCAACAGCAACAGCAGCAGCAACACCAUCAUGUGUUGCAGUUACAACACCAGCAGCAACAGCAGCAACAACAACAACAUCAUCAACAGUUGCAACACCAACAGCAUCACAUGCAACAACAUAUGCACACGCAUCAUAACUUUCAACAGCAACAUGAACCAGCCACAUUGUCACAGCAGCAGCAACACUUGCAGCAACAACAACAGCAGCAGCAGCAGCACCAACAGCAACAGGCUGCCCAGCAGCAACAACAGGCGAGUCAACAGCAGCAACAGCAACAGCAGCAGCAGCAACAGGCUGCCGGCAUGUUUACAAGAUUCGAUGCGAACAAAUCGACAAAGGGUGCCUCGAAGAUGCGACGCGAUCUUAUAAAUGCAGAGAUAGCGAAUCUGCGGGAUUUGCUGCCGUUGCCACAAUCGACACGCCAGCGACUGUCGCAGCUGCAGCUGAUGGCCCUGGUCUGUGUCUAUGUGCGCAAAGCCAACUACUUUCAUGAAGUUUUCAAACGUCAGAAUGCGCUGCAUCAACAUCAUCAGACAGCAACACCAAAUAUUGGCUUCUCGAAGGCACUUUCGGGCUUUCUAAUGAUGCUCACGCAGAAUGGAAAACUGCUCUAUAUAUCGGAUAAUGCUGCCGAGUACCUGGGACAUUCCAUGGAGGAUUUACUCAUACAUGGGGAUUCCGUUUACGAUAUCAUUGACAAACAGGAUCACGCAACCAUACAAGCCGAGCUAAAUCGGAACGUGCCACCGCAACCAGGUGGCAGCAACAGCAGCAGCAGCGGUGUUGGUGUCGGCGUUGGCGUUGGCGAUUCGACAGCCAGCAAUGGUAACAGCAGCGGCGCCUCAAGUCUGGAGGGGGAGCAUCGCAUGUUCCUCUGUCGCAUGAAUGUUAGCCGCAAUGCGCGACGGCAAAUGCGUUUCGGUGAUCAGAAGGUCGUUCUGGUACAGGGUCACUAUUUGUCAUUCCUGCCGCUUUGCAGCCGUAACGAGCCUGUCUUUCUAGCCACCUGCACACCCAUCGCCAUGCCCGAGACACGCGAGUGUGUGGUUCAGGGCGCCACCAAUGUGUUUACCACCAUCCAUUCCAUGGACAUGAAGAUCGCACACAUUGACAAAAAUGGCGAGUUUCAUUUGGGCUAUGAUAAGACAGCGCUUCAAGGCACCUCCUGGUACAAUCUGAUACACAGCGAGAAUCUACGCGAAGCACAAAGCAAACACAGACUAAUUACGCAAUCGGAACAGGAUCGCAGCUGUAUACUGCUCGUACGCAUGCAGCGCUCUAGUGGGGAUUACACCUGGGUGCAUGUGGUGCUCCAGGUCCGAGACAGUCCCGAUUCCACGCAACAGCCGGUCAUCGUUUGCACCAAUCAAGUGCUGAACGAACGUGAGGCGUCCAUAAUGUUGGCCAACUCUUGGCUCUAUCAUUACUACACCGUCCAGUCGAAAAUACAGUUUGGCAUGCCACUCGACAGCGCGAUGCGUGUGCCGCCGGGCAGCAGCUCCAGCGGCUACUACAGUUCACAUCAGCAGCCACUGGGAGGCGGUGGGGCAGCAGGCGUUGGCCUGGGCAUGAGCAGUGGUGCGGCUGGGUUAUCUGGCGUAUUUGGGAGCCAUCAUGCGCAUCAUCAUCAUCAUCAUCAUCAUACAACGGCAGCGGCGUCCUAUCAUCACCAUCAUCCGCAUAUGGGCGCCGCCUAUGGCGGAGUCUAUCAUGCUGAGAGCGCUCUGGAGCUCAAGGAGGAUCAGCAGCUGUAUGGCUUUCAAGCGUCAACGGUUGGUGGCGGUCUGGAGCCCGUAGACUAUAGUCAAGUGAAUGGUGGUAGUGGCAGCGGUGGCAGCGGCACGGCUGGCAGUCAAAAGUCCACGCAAUCAGCAACGCCGCCGCCACCCAAGAAGCGAGCACGCAACAAACUCGAGCCACUUUAUUUACACGCCGAGCGUUCGCCAGCGGCAGCCAUAACCCCCGAGCCCGACUGCUAUGCCCUGCAUCCAAGUAGCGCCUAUGCCACCGCUGCAACGGGUGCGGCGACGGGCAGCAGCAACGGCGGAGGCGGUGAUGCCAGCGCCUCGGUUAUUUAUGCCACAAUUGUGCCGACACGUCCGCGUUUGCUCAACAAAACGUUGCCGCCGGAUCCGGCGGACUUCAUUGAACAAUGGAAUCCCAGUCCGCCAUGGUCGGAGUCAGCGCAAAAGGCAUCGCUGGACAGUUUUGGUUCAUCGCAUGAGCUGAGUCCCUGCAUCACCACAACACCGCCCACGCCGACGAGUGCAACGCCACAGCAUGGCGGAGGCUUGAGUGCCUCACAGCCAAUUGGACCUGCGUUCAGUUUUGAGUGGAUGUCGGAUCCGUUGGUGCCGGUGGCCUAUCAGCAGUGGCCGCCAGCGACGGGUGAUCAUCAUCAGCAUCUCUCACAGCAUCUGGCAGCUGCCCAGCAGCAGCAACAGCAACACCAGCAACAACAACAGCAGCAACAACAGCAGCUGCAACAACAUCAUCAACAUUCGCAGCAUCCACAGCAUGGGCAACAGCAUCCACAACAGCAUACGCAGCAUGCACAGCUAACGCUGCAUGGUGUUCACGUGGCGCGUGUGGAGCUUGCCACCGAAUCGAUGGUGGCCACAGGCCGUGCUGAUGCCACGGAACCAGUCGAUGAUAGAGAUCCAAAAAAUUAGUGACCUGCGCAUUAUGCAAAGCUCGGAAAUUCCCAGCGCGGCUCGGCGUGCAACGGGCAGGUGAUAAUCACACUUAAAUUAAUUGCCACUUGUCAUCUUAGCGUUUAAAUUAUUUUUAUCUAACUCAAAACAAAACAGAGAAGAGAAAAACUCACUAUACACACCCGGGGCAAUAACAACAAUAACAAUAGCAAAUAGUAAAUAGUAAUAGAAUAGUUAUCAUUAUAAGCACAAAGCUCGACAGUUAUCUACUAACCAACUAAUUUGUUUAAGUAAUGUUCAUAUAACACCAAUUUUUUCAGUGCA